This is a messenger RNA of Oldenlandia corymbosa var. corymbosa, 1545 nucleotides long. The record is from the annotation of a GenBank genome assembly. NCBI's taxonomy places the organism in Eukaryota, Viridiplantae, Streptophyta, Magnoliopsida, Gentianales, Rubiaceae.
AUGUUUGGAGGUUCUCCCCCUUCCAAUAGUCCGCAUUUACGGAAGUCUGGUAGCAGACCAGUUGUCUAUGAUCUUGAUACUAGCAAUCUAGGAAAUAGUGGUGAAGAGGUUCUCCUACUUCCAGUAGAGUCUGAUGAAAUGAAGGGUGUGAGUACGCCGUUGAGCACUACAGCAAUCUUGCCAUCUCCAAUUCUUUUAUGGAGAUUCAAGGUGAUAUUGUUUUUCAUUUGGGGUUUCAUUUGCUGCAAGAUUGGAUGGGAUUCUGUCAUGAGAAUGAGCGCAGACCUGAGGGAUUUAUUUUUGUACGAGGCCUUUUUGUACUACAAUCCCCUUCUUCUGGUGACCAUGACAGUUUGGCUUUGGGGUGUCAAUUUAUGGGUUUUUGCCCAGGGUAGUGUGAACUAUGCCAAGAUUUUUGACCUUGAUCAAAGUCAUCUCACCCAUGGGGAAAUAUGGAAGUGUGCGACCUGGAUGACAAUCAUUGUCCCUACUAGCAUGACGGCAUAUUUAUAUCUUUAUUCUCAUGGCGAGGUUGCCUUAGCUGCAUCUCAACCAGUGCUUCUAUAUGUUGCUGUAGCGAUGGCUCUUAUAUCUCCCUUUGAUAUUUUCUUUCUGUCAUCUCGCUAUUUCUUGUUGAGGACUCUUUGGCGAAUAGUAUUCCCGUUGCAGGCAAUCACAUUUGCAGACUUCUUUUUGGCGGAUAUACUAACCUCCAUGUCAAAGGUUUUCUCAGAUUUGGAGCGUUCAACUUGUCGCAUGAUUCACCGGCAGGUCGCCACUAUUGCUUGGUUUGAAGCUGAUUCUGUUUGUGGCAGUCAUGCAGUUGCAAUCCCAGUAGUUCUUGUUUUGCCUUAUCUUUUCCGGUUAUUUCAAUGCCUUCGGCAAUAUAAAGACACUAAGGAAAAGAAUUGCUUGUUGAAUGCUUUAAAGUACUCCACAGCAGUACCUGUAAUUUUUCUUUCAGCCCUCAAGUAUCACGUGUUUCCUGAUAACUGGACGGGCAUAUAUCGACCUCUGUGGCUUCUUUCUGGUGUUGUGAACUCUCUAUAUUCAUUCUACUGGGACAUUACCAGAGAUUGGGACUUGAGCUGUUUCACUCGGAUUUUCAAGUUCAACCGACCCAAUCUCCUAUCUCACAUGUUAUAUGGACGAAAAUGGGUCUACUUUUGGGUGAUUGGAAGCAAUCUGAUCCUGCGAUGCACAUGGACUUACAAGCUCUCUGCCCAUCUCCGCCAUAAUUACAUCACUGUGUUUACAAUAACUGCCCUAGAAAUUGUUCGCCGUUUUCAAUGGGUAUUCUUCCGUGUGGAAAAUGAGUGGAACAGAAUGACAGCUUCUAAAUCGAACAUUGAGCUCUCAAUGGCCGAUAUGCCAACCGAGGAACAGAAGUUGCUCAACUCCAAUGGCCACAAUGCUAACAUUACAACUCUCACCAUUGUACUCCGAGGCUCCAAUAUCACCGUUUUGUAUCGGUUCUUGCGUCGAAAAAUUGUCUUCGAGUUCUCUCACCAGCAUAUUGGUGGAGCUGGAAGCCUUGAAGUGUGA